This is a messenger RNA of Aspergillus wentii DTO 134E9, 2068 nucleotides long. RefSeq names its product lanthionine synthetase C family protein. NCBI's taxonomy places the organism in Eukaryota, Fungi, Ascomycota, Eurotiomycetes, Eurotiales, Aspergillaceae. The record is from RefSeq and is a predicted model, not a curated record. Gene Ontology annotation, cellular component: plasma membrane. Bases 358 to 1911 code for a protein of 517 amino acids. The transcript has 4 exons. Gene Ontology annotation, biological process: carbohydrate metabolic process; peptide modification.
CUACGGUGAGUCUCGCAUCUUCACGACAGCAACAUUUGAACAAAUUCUUUCGUUUUCUGCCUGGAAGUACCGCUUAUCCGGCCGCUUUAAGGAAAACAGGUCAGAUUUCGGUUCUUUUCGCCGUACUUCUUCGAUCCCACUUAUUGGUGUAUAAUGUAGAUCAGUCGAGCUGAGCUGACCGACCCCUCUGUGUGGAGACUAGUGGAGGGGUCGCUCAGCUCGGUUUGUUGAGUCGUCAUUUCACUUUCAGUUGCUUAUUUUAUUCUGAAGCACUUCAUCUUCAGAUAUUCAAGCAUUUGUGAUUUGACACCACCAAAAAAUCCAUCAUAAUAAGACUAUCCUAUCUCGUAUCCAAUCAUGACCGCUGAACGUCCUCAAUAUUACAAAAACACCCUUGAGCCAAUCGCCAUCAACCGUGAUGAAUUGCUCGGAUCACUCAGUGAAUUGCGUGCUGCCGUAGCACGCGGCGCUGAUAUGGUGCAGAAGAACAGCCCCCCAGCAGAAGAGUGGGGAAGAGCUGGUUGGUAUCUUGGAAAUGCAGGAAUUGCUCUUGCUUAUCUACGCCUCGCUCGCCAAGUCCCAGUAUUGAAAGGAGAGAAUGAGUCUAUUCAAUUCCCCGACUUCCAGGCCCUUGCCAGCCAGAGAAUCUUUCCAAAUGGCCCGGACUUGCCUCUUAUUCCAUCAAGACUGUCUCCGCUAGGAUCGGCUACUCCUUUGGCUGCCGUUGUAACACGUGCUUUGGCUGCCUCGCCAGGGAGUGCUCUGUCUAAAGAUGACAUCAGUUGCCUCCAGCAGGGCGUUGAGAUGGCUUUGUACAAUGGCCAUCUCGUUGCUCAUGACGGUAGGAACAUGGGUGGUGAUGAGCCUUUGUACGGCCGAACUGGCUUGUUGCUCUCUUUGCUUAACAUAAGGGCCCACAGCUAUGAUGAUGAGACCCAAAAAGCUUUGAAUUCCAUCUUCGAGGCUAUUCCGAAACUAGUUGAUGUGGUUAUCGCCGGUGGCCAAACCGGGUCUACUGAGUAUAAGAAUAGAUACGGAGAGAAAGACUCAAUGCCACUGAUGUGGCCGUGGAUGGAAAACUAUUAUGGUCUCGGAUCGGUUCAUGGAGCUUCUGGUAUUAUUUCGGUCGUCAUCGGAUGCAACAAAAAGGAGAUCAACGACAGCCACUUCCCAUUAAUUGCAGAAACAAUCACAUCAAUUUGCAAGUUCUGCAUCGCCCACAAUGGCCAUCUCCCUAUGACGAUUCCGUACCUCAAUCCUACCAAAACCACCCAUACCCUACAGGUUUGCCAUGGCAGUCCCGGAAUUCUGCUCCUCAUGGCAUGCGUCAGAAGAAAUGUCCAUCUGACCUCCAACUACUGGCAACCCGAAUGGGAUGAAGCUAUCUGCUUAGCCAGCGAUCGGGUCUGGGAAGAAGGAUUGAUUUCUAAAGGCGGUGGUAUCUGCCACGGCAUCACGGGCAAUGCUUGGCCGCUGCUUUUCGUGCACGAUAGCUUCCAAUACGAUACUGAGCUGAUGGAAACUGCCAGACGUAACUAUAUGGAGCGUACGAAGACAUCCGAUGUCCCGGGAAUCAAGGGCGAUUGCGGCGACCAAUUCCUCUCCAGAGCUCUGGCGUUCAUGCUCCACGCACGGGAAACGCCCCCUUACAAUACUUCCCCGCAGCCAGGCUCUAACGACUAUCGCUCGCCUGAUAGCCCAUACGCUCUGACUGAAGGUCUCCCUGGUACUGUCUGUGCGUGGGCAGCUUCUUGUGUCGCAAUCCAAAUGAGACUGAGACAGAUGGAGUUGGCAGAACAGGGUGUGGCUUCUACUGCUGCUCUCAAGGAAGACAGUGUCUUCCAAAGGCUGGAUGACCAGCAGUUGGGUUUCCCUACUCUUGCAUACUACAAGCCUGCUGGACUGCUGUAAAUGCUCUGCGUUACAUCGCAGAGAUAUACAUGUACAUCCCAGGGGCUAGACUCCAGUGCAGUAUAUAAAAAGGAUAUGUAAAUAUUGGGUCAAUCUAGUAAACACCUAUGCUAUUUAUACACCGAAAUUCCCCAUUUAACAGUUUAAUAACGCAUAC